Molecule: messenger RNA, 2546 nt
Organism: Sarcophilus harrisii (Tasmanian devil)
Lineage: Eukaryota; Metazoa; Chordata; Mammalia; Dasyuromorphia; Dasyuridae
Gene: GUCY1A2
Product: guanylate cyclase 1 soluble subunit alpha 2
Exons: 8
Coding region: 24-2213 (729 amino acids)
Biological process (GO): response to oxygen levels; cGMP biosynthetic process
Cellular component (GO): guanylate cyclase complex, soluble
Molecular function (GO): heme binding; guanylate cyclase activity
Source: RefSeq, a predicted model, not a curated record
GCAGAGGCAGAAGCAGAAGCAGCAUGUCUCGAAGAAAGAUUUCUUCCGAGUCCUUCAGCUCCUUGGGAUCGGACUAUCUGGAGACCAGCCCAGAGGAGGAGAGCGAAUGUCCCUUGUCCAAGCUCUGUUGGAACGGCAGUCGGAGCCCUCCCGGCCCUCAGGAGCCCAAUGCAGUCGCUACAGCCACAGCUGCCACGGCCACUGCCACGGCUACAGCCACUGCCUCAGCCACCGCAGGGGCUAGGCGUGCACAGCGCCGGAGACGGGUCAACCUGGAUUCUCUGGGUGAAAGCAUCAGCCGCCUGACGGCGCCCACGCCUCAGAUUAUACAGCAGACUCUCAAGAGGACACUACAGCAUUAUGAGCAUCAAGUUAUUGGUUACAGGGAUGCAGAAAAGAAUUUCUACAAUCUCUCUAACAGAUGCUCCUAUGCAGACCAUUCCGGUAAAGAGGAAAUUGAGGAUGUCUCAGGAAUUCUUCAGUGUACCGCUAACAUGCUUGGUUUGAAGUUUGAAGAAAUGCAAGAAAGAUUUGGGGAGGAAUUCUUCAAUAUUUGUUUUGAUGAGAAUGAGAGGGUCCUUCGGGCCGUAGGCAGCACCUUGCAGGAUUUCUUUAAUGGUUUCGAUGCUUUACUGGAACAUAUUAGAACUUCAUUUGGUCGACAGGCCACUCUGGAAUCUCCAUCUUUCCUAUGCAAAGAGCUUCCAGAGGGUUCUCUAAUGCUCCAUUACUUUCAUCCUCACCACAUUGUGGGGUUUGCAAUGCCUGGAAUGAUAAAGGCUGCAGGAAAAAAGAUCUACCGACUGGAUUUGGAGGUGGAAAAAGUGACCCAUGAGAAGCUGUGUUUGGAGGGCUCAAAUCCAGGGAACUGCAGCUGUCUCACAUUUGUCAUUAAGGAAUGUGAAAAUUCAAACAUCACAAAAAACCUUCCACCUGGAACAUCCCAAACUCCUGCUGACCUCCGAAUCAGCAUCAACACAUUCUGUAGAGCUUUCCCCUUCCACCUGAUGUUUGAUGCCAGCAUGCUGGUUCUGCAGCUGGGGGAAGGACUGAGGAAACAGCUCCGAUGUGACACUCACAAGAUUCUGAAGUUUGAGGAUUGCUUUGACAUAGUUUCCCCAAAGAUCAGUGCCACCUUUGAAAGGGUCCUGCUGAGGCUGUCCACUCCAUUUUUGAUUCGGACUAAACCAGAGGCUUCUGGUUCUGAAAAUAAAGACAAGGUGAUGGAAGUCAAAGGACAGAUGAUCCACAUUCCAGAAUCAAAUUCUAUUUUAUUUUUGGGCUCUCCAUGUGUAGACAAGUUGGAUGAACUCAUGGGUCGUGGCCUGCAUCUCUCAGAUAUUCCCAUCCAUGAUGCAACUCGUGAUGUGAUAUUGGUUGGGGAGCAGGCCAAAGCCCAAGAUGGAUUAAAGAAGAGGAUGGAUAAGCUAAAGGCAACUUUAGAAAGAACUCACCAGGCUUUGGAAGAAGAGAAAAAGAAGACAGUGGACCUUCUGUUUUCCAUUUUUCCUGGAGAUGUAGCCCGACAGUUAUGGCAAGGACAACAAGUUCAGGCCAGAAAGUUUGAUGAUGUCACCAUGCUCUUCUCUGAUAUAGUGGGUUUCACAGCUAUCUGUGCUCAGUGUACUCCUAUGCAAGUCAUUAGCAUGUUGAAUGAGUUAUACACCAGAUUUGAUCACCAAUGUGGAUUUCUGGACAUUUACAAGGUGGAGACAAUAGGUGAUGCAUACUGUGUUGCAGCAGGACUGCACAGGAAAAGCCUUUGCCAUGCGAAGCCCAUUGCCUUGAUGGCCUUGAAGAUGAUGGAACUUUCAGAGGAAGUGCUGACACCUGAUGGGAGACCAAUUCAGAUGAGGAUAGGGAUUCACUCAGGGUCUGUCCUGGCUGGAGUUGUUGGUGUAAGAAUGCCAAGAUAUUGCCUGUUUGGAAACAAUGUCACCCUUGCCAGCAAGUUUGAAUCAGGCAGCCAUCCACGACGCAUCAAUGUUAGCCCGACAACUUACCAAUUAUUGAAGAGAGAAGAUAGUUUUACCUUCAUUCCUCGAUCACGUGAAGAACUUCCAGACAACUUUCCAAAGGAAAUCCCUGGAAUCUGUUAUUUUCUGGAGCUCACAACUGGUCCCAAGCAGCCAAAGCCCUCAAUCUCUUCAACUCGAAUGAAGAAGGUUUCCUACAAUAUUGGCACCAUGUUCCUUCGGGAGACAAGCUUAUGAGACCUGCUGCAGAUCAAAGACUCAUCACAAAAGCACAAGCCCAGAACCUGGGUCUGGACAGAAAAGUGAGGAGAGAUCCUUUCUCCUUCACUGCAUCAUUCUGGGCAAGCAGUACAAUCUCUGUGUAAUGUCAUGCAAUAAUACUAGAAUAAGGUGGGUGAUGGCUGUUAGUAAACAAACUGGAGGGGAAGACAAUUAAGGGAAUCAAAUGUGUUCACCCCUAAAAGAGGUAUAAACAAAUCAAAUUAUAAUCAUGAUCCCUUUAUCAAAUAAAACCUAAAACUAAACUCCUUGGGUUUUCUGUUUGAUAUCCAUGAGGUGACAUGACCUUAA